AUGAAUUCAUCACUAAACCCUCAGCGUAGCGCACUCCGUGCCCUGGAAACCAAACUCCUCCUCGAACUAUCCUCGGUCCGAUCUCAAUUCAACGAACUGAGCCUCAUAAACUCCCUGCUUCCCAACGAGAUCCUCUGUAUCAUAUUCCAUUUUUGCUAUAUCAUCCAUUGCACCGACUAUCCUCGUAAAAGCUGCCUUCCAUUCACCGAGGUGUGUCAUAAGUGGCGAAUGCUUUCCUUGGGGAUGUCAACCCUCUGGUCAACGAUUGACCUUUGCGACGGCCCGCACGCUACUCUUUGUCUCUCGAAGUUGGGAGAAAACGCGUUAGUUUCGUUGGUGGCGAGAACGCCUUCUGUGCAGUUUCAGGGGAGCCUUGAAUGGGUGAAGGGUAGGGUGAAGAAGAUCGAUGUGGUUCUGUUUCCGAACUGUGUGGUCAAACUUAUCAGAAGUCUAGCUAGGGACGAAGUGGGUUGUUGUAAAUUCGAAGGAAUGUUGGCUUCCCAUGACAUGUUCGGACACCGACAACAGCUCAGGCUAGAAAACGUUACGCAUCUCAACCUUCGUAUUCCAUCCGUUUCUGACCCGGUCGACCUUUCGUCACUUCAUGUAGGGUCAGUGUCGAAUUUGACUCUAUCGGGUGUUCGAGUCAAUUGGGCGUCCACGAGUUCUAAUCUGAAGGUCCUCAGCUUGAAUCACCUUCCAGUUCCCUACGCACCUACACUAGAAGAGUUUCUAGAGAUCUUCGAGAGAGCGAAAGACACGUUAGAGGAGGUGUAUUUGGAGGGUUUCUUUUCUCACUCUGGUCAUAGCCUUCUGUCUCCCGCGCUCGCAAAGAUAGAAACACCUCAUCUGCGGAAACUUUCCAUCUUGUCGAAAGACCGAGAGUUUUCGGAAUCAAUCGUUUCUGUCCUACGUUUCGACCCGGAUACGGACGUGUUCGUGCGGUUUAUGGGUAGGAGAUGGGCAGUCGUCGAAGGGGUAUUGGGUGACGUGGUGCAAGAGCAGCGGUUGGAGCCCUUUCCGGACAUGUUGAGUAUGAUAGGGUAUUAUUCACAGUGGCAGUGA
Marasmius oreades (fairy-ring Marasmius) is the source of this 1065-nucleotide messenger RNA. RefSeq lists its product as uncharacterized. The record is from RefSeq and is a predicted model, not a curated record. The transcript has a single exon. Bases 1 to 1065 code for a protein of 354 amino acids. Gene Ontology annotation, molecular function: protein binding. NCBI's taxonomy places the organism in Eukaryota, Fungi, Basidiomycota, Agaricomycetes, Agaricales, Marasmiaceae.